Malurus melanocephalus (red-backed fairy wren) is the source of this 1646-nucleotide messenger RNA. It is a transcript of the gene ALKBH1, whose product is annotated as alkB homolog 1, histone H2A dioxygenase. Bases 1 to 1104 code for a protein of 367 amino acids. The transcript has 6 exons. Gene Ontology annotation, molecular function: ferrous iron binding; broad specificity oxidative DNA demethylase activity; oxidative RNA demethylase activity. Lineage: Eukaryota; Metazoa; Chordata; Aves; Passeriformes; Maluridae. The record is from RefSeq and is a predicted model, not a curated record. Gene Ontology annotation, cellular component: cytoplasm; nucleus. Gene Ontology annotation, biological process: oxidative RNA demethylation.
AUGGCGGCGGCGGCCCUGACCCGUGAGGGCGGGGAGGAUGCGUUYCGCCGGCUCUUUCGCUUCUACCGGCAGCGCGACGCUUCCGACCUGCGGGGCGUGGUGGACUUCUCCGCGCCGGGGGGCCAGGUGGUGAGAUCACAGCUCAGUAUUUCUUCAGUCAGUGAUCAAGAUGCCUACAGAGCAGGAUUACAGCCAGUUAGCCAGUGGAAGGCCUAUGGCCUCAGUGGGUACCCAGGGUUUAUUUUCAUACCCAACCCUUUCCUUCCGGGCUGCCAGCGUCACUGGGUGAAGCAGUGUCUCAAGCUAUACCCUGAGAAACCCAAUGUCUGCAACCUGGACCUGCACAUGGCUCCUGAGAAGACCAUUGACCUGUGGGGACAGAGCAAGGAGCAGCUGAAAAGGAAAGGUUCCAAUAAAUGGGAGCCCAGGAGCUUAUUGGAGAAACUGCGCUGGGUGACCCUUGGUUACCAUUAUAACUGGGAUACUAAGAAGUACUCAGCAAAUCACCACACUCCUUUCCCCUCAGACCUUGCAUUCCUAUCAGAACAAGUAGCUGCAGCCUGUGGUUUCCGGGGUUUCCAAGCCCAAGCAGGUAUCUUGAACUACUAUCAUUUUGAUUCUUCACUGGGAAUUCAUGUGGAUGAGUCUGAACUAGACCAUUCUCGGCCCCUGUUGUCAUUCAGUUUUGGACAAUCCUCAAUAUUUUUGCUUGGGGGCCUGAAGCGGGAGGAGGCCCCGACAGCAAUGUUCAUGCACAGUGGAGAUAUCAUGGUGAUGUCUGGCUUCAGCCGCCUGCUGUACCAUGCUGUCCCACGGGUCCUCCCCAACCCUGAGGGGACAGCUCUGCCUUCGUGCCUCGACCAAGCUCUUCCUUCUGACCUUCCUGUUGGCUCAGUCAUUGAGCACAGCUCUGAUGAGGAUUGGCAAGUGUGUGCCAAGUAUCUGCAGUCCUCCCGCAUCAACAUGACUAUUCGACAGGUGUUGGCUGAGGGUCAGAAAUUUCCAGAGGAAUCUGGGACAAAUGGAAAGGGCCAAGCACUGUCUGAAGAYAGUCAUCAUGAGAACAGCAAAGCCAAAAGACAUAAACCAAACACAGUCAGCUGAGACCGAGAGAUCGUACUGGCAUGGACUGGACAGGCAAUCUCCAUAUGGAAUGGAAAACGGUGUAAUAUUGGAAGUCACUUGUCUGUAUUUGGGUUAAUAAACUUGUGCAGAAUAAAUGUAGUCCUUCUUGCUGUAAUAAAUAAACGGGAGGAGAAAAGUUUAAAAGGAAAAGCAGCUUAAGUUCAGGACUGGGACUCAGGAGAUGAACUCUAUUAGCAUUUUGUUGCAGAGUUUACUCUGUUUCCUUUAAAAUCCCUGUAUGUCAGAAUUUUAAGCUUGGUUAAGCUUAAAUGGUUUAAGCUUUUGGUGAAGCUUGGCUUAAGCUGUAGGAGUGAUGUUCAUAAAAGUAUUUUGAAAUCAUUGGGCAGAGUGUUAGCAAAAUACACAUAAUUGCUAUGUGAUAAAUCCUGUUGGGCUUGUAAAGCUCAACUGAAAUGCAGUARAAAGUAUGAAUGAGAAUACCUACCUGCAACUUUUUCAAGGUAAUCACCUACAGCAAAAAUUGGUUCAGUGGUCAGGAACUGGCAGCUCCCUCAGGCAAC